AUGGAGACUUCCACCCCCACCACUCCCACCGUGUGCAUCAAUUUCAUGGGCGCGCCCGGCGUCGGCAAGACCACCAUGGCCGCCCGCGUCUUCUCGGAGCUCAAACUUCGCGGCCACACGGCCGAGUGGGUCGGCGAGUACGCCAAGAAACUUGUGUACCUCAAGCGCUUCGAGGAGCUCAACAACCAGUACAUGGUCUCGUCCAAGCAGGCCGACCUCUUUGACGCGCUCAAGGGCUGCGUCAAGUUCAUCGUGACCGACGGCGCUCUCGCGCACGGCCUCUACUACAACCGCUUCAACCCAGACAACACCUCGGACGUGACCAAGACCCACGCCGCCAUCAUGCGCCGCUACUCCAACCACACCAACAUCAACAUCCUCCUCGAACGCGGCGACUUCCCCUACGAGACCACGGGGCGCUACCAGAGCGAAGCAGAGGCGAGGGCCAUGGACAACAAACUCAAGGCCUACCUGGCAACAGAGUGCGGGCUCGAGCUCCACACCUUCAAAUCCGAUAUGAAAGCCGUGAGCGAUAUUGUCACGCACAUCGAGCAACUUUGCUGCUGCACUAGUGCCCACACGCCAUCAUAA
Messenger RNA from Acanthamoeba castellanii str. Neff, 591 nucleotides. RefSeq lists its product as uncharacterized. The coding region runs from base 1 to 591 and encodes 196 amino acids. The record is from RefSeq and is a predicted model, not a curated record. NCBI's taxonomy places the organism in Eukaryota, Discosea, Longamoebia, Acanthamoebidae. The transcript has a single exon.